AUGUCUGAUUUUGAUAUUAUGACGAAUUUUGUCAUCAAUAAUUUCAUAGAAAAUGCUGUUUGUGUAAACGAAGAUAAUUGCGUUAGAAAUGAUUUUCAUAAACCUUUAUCGGAUCCAUUUACACAGACCGAACAAAUAUUUAUAAAAAAUUUUCGUUUAACAAAACCCGUUGCACGUUGUCUGAUUGAUAUGUUAAGACCAUUUCUUAAAGUGCCAAGCCGUUUGUCAUCGAUUGAUAUAGACACUAAAGUGCUAGUUGCCUUAAACUUCUUUGCUACAGGAUCAUACCAAACACCGGUUGGCAACAGUAGAUACACUUUAUUGUCACAAGCUUCAGUUUCUUGUUGCAUUAAAGAGGUUGUAACAGCUCUCAACAAUCCUACUAUAUUUAACUCUUGGGUUAAAUUCCCAAACAGUAUCCGUGAGCUCACUGCAGUUCGUCACGAGUUUUAUCGUAAAACUGGAUUUCCAGGCGUGAUUGGAUGUUUGGAUUGUACCCAUGUAGCUGUAGUACCUCCAUCAAAAAAUCUCAAUCUAAAUGAAAACAGGUACCCUGAGUACAUGUAUGUGAACCGUAAAAAUUAUCAUUCGAUAAACGUUCAACUAAUAUGUGACGUAAAUCUAAAAAUAUUUAAUGUAAAUGCAUUAUUUCCGGGUAGUACACAUGACGUACACAUCUGGAAUAAUAGUAAAGUUUCAAAUACCCUUCAAGAAUUACAUUCCAGAAAUUUUAACAACUUCUUUUUAUUAGGAGAUUCAGGUUAUCCGUUACGGCCUUGGCUACUCACGCCUAUAACACACCCCAUCACAGCAGCUGAAGAGCUUUACAACAAAAAACAAAUGUCUACAAGAAGUAUCAUCGAACGAUGUAAUGGUGUGCUCAAAAUGCGUUUUAGGUGUCUUCUCAAGGAUAGGGUAUUACAUUAUAAACCCGAAAAAGCAUCUCAGAUUAUUAAUGCAUGUGUUGUAUUACACAAUAUGUGCAUUGAAUACAACGUUCCUGAAAUUGAAGAGACUGAAGAGGAUAUUGAUAUGGGAAUUAAUCAGGACCAAAGACCAUUUGAGGAGCAACAUGACAAUCGGAAUCAGUAUUUAAUGCAAGGAAAACAGCAACGAGUUAAAAUAACACAGUUACUUGAAAAUAGAAAUUUACAUGUAUAA
Aphis gossypii (cotton aphid) is the source of this 1161-nucleotide messenger RNA. RefSeq names its product putative nuclease HARBI1. NCBI's taxonomy places the organism in Eukaryota, Metazoa, Arthropoda, Insecta, Hemiptera, Aphididae. Bases 1 to 1161 code for a protein of 386 amino acids. The record is from RefSeq and is a predicted model, not a curated record. The transcript has 6 exons.